AUGGCGGCAACGGUUGCGCGGCAGCCGGCGGCGGCGAGCAUGAUGGCGCGGGUGGACCGGCUGGACCUGCUGCUGGGAUACCUGGAGGACAUGCACCGCAACGGCAACGGCAACGCGCUAGUCCUCCUAGUGCUACCACCGCAUCGUCGCCCUCCACCUGCCACCGGCGGCCAUCGCGGGCUCGUCAUCAUCAGUAGUGACGACGACGACUCCGCCGCCGCCAGCACGCCGCGGGGGAGCAAGACCUGGCUCCGCCCGCGGCCGGCCAAGAAAGUGCUGGAGGAGGCGCAGGCCAAGGGAAGCCUCAUCGACCGCAUAGCCUUCCUCGAACACCGUGUGCUCAAGAUGGAGGAGGACAUGGAGAUCACACCAGCAGACGAGGACAAGGCUAGCCACCAGGCGAGAGCGAUGGUCGGCGGCUAUGGCCACGACACCAGGAAGGAGAAGGUGCACGAUCCAAGCAGCAGGAAGAAGAAGAAGGGGCUCAAGAGCUUGGUCAAGUCCUGCGUCAGAGGCAACCUCAAGACCAAGGACUAG
Messenger RNA from Miscanthus lutarioriparius, 537 nucleotides. NCBI's taxonomy places the organism in Eukaryota, Viridiplantae, Streptophyta, Magnoliopsida, Poales, Poaceae. The record is from the annotation of a GenBank genome assembly.